Molecule: messenger RNA, 1122 nt
Organism: Leptopilina boulardi
Lineage: Eukaryota; Metazoa; Arthropoda; Insecta; Hymenoptera; Figitidae
Gene: Osi23
Exons: 4
Coding region: 121-900 (259 amino acids)
Source: RefSeq, a predicted model, not a curated record
UAAGAACCGAGGUCAACGUUUCCAUCAAAGCAUUUCAAUUCGAACAUUUCAGCCAGAUUAAUUGAAAAAUUUCAUGAUUUUUUCUCUCACUUUUUUUUUUUUUUUUAAAAAAACCAAAAGAUGGUAUCGAGAAUUAUUAAUUUAUUUCUUAUUGUUUUAAUAUCAAAUGUAAAAUGUGAAAAAACGGGAAAUUUGCCAAAUUGGUCGGUGGGUUUAAAAUUUUUAAUGAAAAAUUGCCCCCUUGUACCAUGGAAGGAUCCAGGUGAAAAGAAUUUUUUAGAAACACUACAAAUUUGUUUACAACGUCGUAUUUUAAUUGCCGUUAAUGCAUUCUUUGAUGAAGAUGUUAUUUCAAUUUUCGAUGGAAUUGACCUGGUUCGUCGCAAUAAAACUUAUUUCACCAAUAGCGACGAGCUUAAUAGUAAUGAAAUUAACACUGAUCGAAAAAGCAGCGAAUCAAGUUCAUGGGAAAAUUUGGCCGAUCGCAUAUUUCGAAAUCGUUUUUUGAAAUUUGACAUUGGACAUUUAACGAAUCUUGAUAACGUUAUGAAUUAUUCAAAAUCAAAUGAUAUUGUCGAAGGAAGAAGACGUCGACGGAAACAGGGAAUGAUGAUGAUGUUAAUGAUGGGUCUUCUUUUAAUGGGUACAGUAUUAAUACCCAUGGGUUUUCAAUUUCUCGCCGUUUUAGGCGGUAAAGCAUUGCUAUUGGCAAAAAUGGCAUUAAUGCUCUCAAGUAUACAGGGUUUAAAGAGAGUUGCAACAAGUGGAGUGAAUUAUGGACUUUAUCAUUCACCAGAUGCAUGGCACGAGAGAAGUCAUUUGGAACCUUCGCAACAAAUUUAUGAAAUGCCUUAUCAACAACAACAACAACCUUAUCCACACAUGAAUGGACGUCAUUAAUGAAAAUAAAAAUUUAUGACGAGAAAAAAAAAUGAACUGAGUAAUUAUAUAUUUGUAAAAAAAGAGAGAGAGAGAGAGAAAAUAAUUUUUUUUUCAGUGCGAGGUUGUUUGAGAAUUUUUUACAACUUUGUUUUUCCAAGUGUAUAUAUAUAUAUAACAUAUAUACAUAAAUUGUAAAAUAUUAUUCAACCAAAGACAUUUAUUUAUGGAAGCAGUGCAAAA